Anoplophora glabripennis (Asian longhorned beetle) is the source of this 764-nucleotide messenger RNA. RefSeq names its product glucose dehydrogenase [FAD, quinone]-like. The transcript has a single exon. Gene Ontology annotation, molecular function: flavin adenine dinucleotide binding; oxidoreductase activity, acting on CH-OH group of donors. NCBI's taxonomy places the organism in Eukaryota, Metazoa, Arthropoda, Insecta, Coleoptera, Cerambycidae. The annotation marks the transcript as partial. The record is from RefSeq and is a predicted model, not a curated record.
AUGGUGCCUUUCCAAGAAACCCAAUGCGGUUGCACAGCCAACUACUUGGGUCCUUCCCUUCUAGACGUAUGUGCAGGAAGUGCUUUCCUAGUGUUCAUGACUCUGGUAGAAAGCGUCAUAAGAGACACCUGUACUAUCUCCGAAAUCUGCGAGCGUAUAACACCAACCCUGAUCCCCGAAGAAGAAUAUGACUUCGUCGUGAUCGGAGGAGGAAGCGGUGGAGCUGCGGUAGCAGGAAGAUUGUCAGAAGUUUCUGAUUGGAAGGUAUUGCUGAUAGAAGCAGGGAUAGACGAACCUCCCGCUACUCAGGUACCCAUGUACAUGAUGAUCUUCAGCAACGACCAGUUCUCUGACUGGCACUACAAGACCGAACCGGAACCACAAGCUUGUCUAGGUAACGAAGAUCAAAGAUGUUCUUGGCCUAGGAGUAAAAUACUCGGAGGAUGCAGCGUCAUUAACGGUAUGAUGCAUACAAGAGGUACUCCUGCUGAUUUUGACAGUUGGACCGCUGCUGGGAAUGAAGGAUGGAGCUACGAAGAUGUCUUACCGUGGUAUAAGUACUUUGAAAACAAUCUUCAGGUUGGCACGCUUGUUGAUUCAAAAUAUCAUGGAACUGGAGGAGCUGUAACAGUGUCUAGGUUCAACAACCAGCCCGACUUGGCCUGGGAUAUCUUGAAGGCCGCUGAAGAAGUUGGACUACCUCUGUCGGAUGAUGUUGAUGGGGAGAAACCUACUGGUUUCGCUAUUGCACAGGCGGUUAAUAA